AUGCCUAUCAGUACAUCUGUGCUUGGUUUGCUUUUGCUUGCAUAUAUUUGUAUCCAAUGGAUAUCUUAUCCACUAGUGUUGCAUGUAUUAGCAGCUGAAGCAGAGGAUAUGUCUCCAGCAUCCAGAUCUAAGUCCAAAGACAAAAAGUCUGCUAAGGAACCUCUGAAGGAUUCUUUGAAGACUUCUGGUCAUGCUAAUGUCACUGUUGGGAUUCCAGCAAGUGGAUACAAUCCUGUUUUGGGAACAUUCCAUACAGCACCACUUUCCUCAGUUGGUCCACUUCAUGUGAAUGGUCGCUAUGGAAACAUAGACGAGACAGAUGAUCAAAGUGGGAUCUCAUUUGGGACUGGCGUUGAGUACGAUUCUGUUUCCAAUAAUGGUAGCUGGUCUGGUGAAUCAGAAGACCAUAAAGAGAAAUCAUCUCAUCAUCCACUGCAUCAAGAGUCAGUGCCUGGAGCUGACAAUGACAAACGAGAAAAAAUUCGCCAACAGAACGAGAGAAAACAUCAACGACAAAAGGAGAGGCGAGCUCAAGAACUACAUGAGCGAUGUAGUGGCUAUCUCAUGUCGAGGAAGCUAGAAGCUCUUGCACAACAACUUGUGGCUAUGGGUUUCUCUCAAGAAAGGGCAACGAUGGCUCUUAUUCUGAAUGAAGGCAGAGUAGAGGAAUCAGUUGCAUGGCUAUUUGAAGGAGGUGAAGAAGAAAAGCAGAGGGAACGGAAUCUUGACAGUGGGGGUAAUUUGAAAAUAGACAUAUCAGAAGAGCUUGCUCGUGUUGCAGACAUGGAAAUUAGGUACAAGACCUCCAAGCAAGAGGUUGAAAGAGCUGUAGUCACCUGUGAGGGUGAUCUUGAGAAGGCAGACGAAACAUUGAAGGCACAGAAGCAGGAGCCCCCUUCUACCCCUCCAAAGCCAGAAGAAACAGGUUAUCCUCCUACUGUAGUCAAUGGCAAGCCACCAGUGGCUAUUAGUCAGAAUGCAAUGAGACCACUAGCAAAACCUACUAUAUCUAAUACUGCACAAUUGAAAAGGGAUGGUAAAGAUUUAAAUGACACCAAAGUUCCAGUUACUGCUGUUUCUUCGGUGGAUCCUGGAAGCAAAAGUAUGCAGAUGUCGAAGAAAAUACAACCGAAAAUGGAUUGGACCAAAUUGCAACAGAUUGUCAUGCCGGCAGAGAAAAGGUGGCCAAAUGCAGGAUCAAAUCCUUCAGUUUCCCAGUCAUUAACACCACCUUUGCAGGCUUCGCCUCCAGCAGCCAAGACAGAAGCCUGCUGUGUGGCUGCUGGAAAUGUUUUGAAGAACGUGCAGACUGGAUCAGUGAGAGAACCAGUCAUGGUGAUGCAGCGACCCCAAUCCAUCAAUGUAAAGCAGGUUCCUACUUCAAGUGCUAGCUUGUCUACUCCUGGGACAGAUAUAGAUUGGUAUAAUGGCGUGGAAACUGUGAAGUCCAAUGGGUUGCUGCCACCUGUUCUAGGCAGAAGCCUUAUCCCCAAUGACGUGAGCUCAAAUCUAUUGUAUAAUAACCAACUAAAUUAUCUACCUUGUCAGCAAUUUUUGUCAAGCAGUGGCUCAGUGGAAUCCCAAGGAACUAGACAGGGAAAUGGUUUGUGGAGUACAUCAGGUACAUCUCCAACACUGGGCCCAGCUUCUUCCCUUGGACUGUUCUCUGGGCUUGGCACCAAUGGCUCAUCUGGUUCUUCAUACCUGGUAGACUGGAAAACAGGCAGCUCAACCUUGCAGUUAGAUUACACCAACAUAGACUGGAGUUUGGAUAGGAGGUCGUCUAUGUCUAGGCCUGGAGGGUUCUGGCCGAAUGAGAAUGCCUUUCGGGGAAACAGUACACAUGCUUACGAUUUGAUAACUUCUGGUCGGGGCAUCAAGACUGCUAUAAGACCCAUUCUGUCCAAUGGAAAUAGUGUUUUUAUUCCCGGGUUGCAGGACAGGGUGGCUUCUACCCAAACGACUACUGGUGGCUCUCGAGAAUGGACUUCUCCUUUUGAAGAGAGAGACAUUUUCAGUUUACCCAGACAGUAUGUUUCCUCUCCAUCUCAGUAA
Messenger RNA from Fraxinus pennsylvanica, 2055 nucleotides. NCBI's taxonomy places the organism in Eukaryota, Viridiplantae, Streptophyta, Magnoliopsida, Lamiales, Oleaceae. The record is from the annotation of a GenBank genome assembly.